AUGUCUACCACAGCCACCACUAAAAUAGCUCUAAAGCACAAGAUCAUUGUUGGCGUCGAUUAUGGCACAACCUACACUGGGGCUGCUUACGUUAGUACCAAGGAGUGUGGCCUGAGUGAUAUUGUCUUAAUUAGUACUUGGCCGGGCCCGACUCGUGAUACCGAGACAGUCUUUAAGACUCCAUCUCGCAUUGCGUACCCCGCAGAUAACCCGCGGAUUUCUAGCAAGCGAUGGGGAUACCAGGUUGAACCGGGAAUGACAGCAUAUUCUUGGACUAAACUACUUCUCGACAACAACACCCCCCUGACUGAAUAUGAUGACUCCGCUCUGAACAAAGCCUCCGGGGCUGGUAUAUUGGUUCUUCCUGAAGGCAAAACCGCUGUAGACGUCGUGGCUGACUAUCUGGGCGAAGUUUACAGCCAUAUCAUGAAUACCAUUGCCAAGCAGAUUACCGAGCAGACUCUCAGUCUAACUCCUAUCGAGUUCUGGCUUUCCAUCCCUGCAAUCUGGUCAGAUCAGGCCAAAGCUGCCACUCGCACCGCCGCCGAGCGUGCUGGUUUUGGCUGCAGUUUGCUACGUCCCCAGGAUACGAUCUUCAUGAUCAAUGAGCCCGAGGCAGCAGCUAUCACGGCGUUGGAAAAGUAUACGAGGUCUAGCAGAGGAGGAUCAGUCAAACCUGGCGAUGGUGUUUUGAUUUGUGACUGCGGGGGAGGUACAGUAGAUAUUACUACCUACCUUGUGAACCAAACAGAGCCAGCGCUCAAGUUUGAAGAGCUCUGCACCGGGAUCGCAGGGGGCAAAUGCGGGUCAACCGCCGUGGACCGAAGGUUUUAUCAACUCAUGUCGGAGCGGUUUGGUGAUGCUUUUGACACGCUUCCGAUGAAAAGGAAGGGUCCCGGCAGCGACUUCAUGAAGAGGUUUGAAAUCAUCAAACGUGACUUUGGAUUUUCGGAUGAGCAGACAAUCUUCGGGAUUCCAAUCAAUAUGGCCCUCUCAGUUCCCAACCCUUGCCAUUUUGACGACGAAGAGCGUCUUGUCCUUCUUUCCAGUGAGGACUUGAAGGAGAUGUUUGAUUCUGUCGUGGAGCAAAUUCUCAACCUUGUUCGUCAGCAGAUCAGGGAUGCAAAUGCAGAGAGUGGUAAUGGUGUCAUUACUAGAAUCAUCCUGGUUGGUGGUUUUGGGGAUUCUGAGUACCUGCGAAAGGCGUUCCAUCAUGCCUUUGAAGCGGGAUCAGGGGGUAACAUUACCAUCACAGUUCCUGAUAGCCCACAAGCCGCCAUCGUACAAGGAGCAACUCUCCGUGGACUAGAGGGUUUUCGAUGCAGCACACGGAGGUGCCGUCGUCAUUAUGGCUUUUCAUGGGGCAUUCCAUUCAGACAAGGUUUUGACAAAGAGAAUGACUCAUAUAUUCAUCCUUUCACCGGGGAGAAAAUGGUGAGGGGCAUCAUGAACUGGAUGAUUGCAAAGGGGGAGAAAUACUCGGAGGGCCACACUUGUACGGUUGCUGUCACCCAUAGUGCCAGCACUCGUCAGAUCUCAAUCCCUCUUUACUCGUGUGAUCUGCAAUACGCUCCUGAGCGAAACGAUGAACCAGCUAUCAAUCGCAUUGGCACAAUCGUUUCUGAUCUCUCAAAUAUAGACCUUUCCGGGUUUGAGCAAAAGGUGAUCGGAGGUGUUGUCAAUAGCAACGUGACAUACACUCUGAAAGUCAUCUUCGGCGCAAAAGAAGGGGUGUUGAAGUUCAAAGUCGUCUGUCAAGUGAAGGUCAUUGGGAAAGCAAUGAUCAACUUUACAACUGAUAUGGUCCAUAGCUCAUAA
Messenger RNA from Aspergillus heteromorphus CBS 117.55, 1818 nucleotides. Its product is annotated as Hsp70 family protein. Gene Ontology annotation, molecular function: ATP-dependent protein folding chaperone; ATP binding. The transcript has 10 exons. The record is from RefSeq and is a predicted model, not a curated record. NCBI's taxonomy places the organism in Eukaryota, Fungi, Ascomycota, Eurotiomycetes, Eurotiales, Aspergillaceae. The coding region runs from base 1 to 1818 and encodes 605 amino acids.